Sipha flava (yellow sugarcane aphid) is the source of this 815-nucleotide messenger RNA. RefSeq lists its product as uncharacterized. Lineage: Eukaryota; Metazoa; Arthropoda; Insecta; Hemiptera; Aphididae. Bases 270 to 770 code for a protein of 166 amino acids. The transcript is spliced from 2 exons. The record is from RefSeq and is a predicted model, not a curated record.
CUAGAAGAACACGAAAAAAGUAAAGUCAUUCUGCUGAUGCUGAAUCAUUUAUUAUUCAAAGUAAAAAUGUUGAUAUUAAAACACUUUUGUGUACUAAAAGUGUUAAUCUCCAUAAAAAACAAAUUUUAGUCAGACGUGCAGUACUACAUAGAAUUAUCGAUAUUUUAAAAUUAAUUGGAAAAAGAGGUCUCAGUUUUAGAGGAUCAAUUGAAUCUACUUAUACUCUUGAAAAUGAAAAUGUAAACCAUGGAAACUUUUUGGAAAUAUUAAUGUUAUUGUCUAAGUACGAUUUGACCUUGAAAAACCACUUAAAUCAAACUAUUGAAUUAAGUAGAAAAAGACUCGAUAAAGUUGGAAGUAGCCGUGGACGAGGAGACUUAAUAUCUUUUUUUUUAAAAACCACAUUAAAUUAUAAAAUUGAUUCAAUACGUGAAUUAAUUAUUUCACGAAUUGCUGAUGAGGUCAAUGAAGCUAAAUUUUUUACUAUUCAGAUCGAUACAACACAAGAUAUCAACGUUACCGACCAAUGUUCUGUAAUUAUAAGAUACGUGAAUGACAAAGUUCAUGAACGAUUAAUUAAAUUAUUUAGCGUUUCUUCGUCAACUGGGAAAUCGAUUUGUGAUCAAGUAUGUGUAAAUUUAAAAUUGGCAAAUAUUAAUAUUAAAAAUUGUAUUGGAAAUGCUACCGACGGCGCGGCGAAUAUGCAAGGUCAGUACAAUAGUUUUAAUACUUGGUUACAAGAAGAAGCUGGAACUCAGCUACAUACUUAAUGUUACGCACAUGUUUUAAAUUUGGUCAUGAUGGACAUAACAGAA